AUGUCAAAAGACUACUACGAGUACGAAGAAUACUCUCGUCGCCGACGUGACUUUUCUCCCGACAACUAUUCCGGUGGUGCCCCAGGGUCUCAGCAACAAGGCCCUCCUCCUCCUGGCGCUCCUCCUUAUGCCUCAACCUCCCGUCUUGAUGAUCCUUACUACGGCGGCAUGCCUCCUCCUCCGCGGGAGCGCAUGACCCUCGAGCCUCCCGAGUCACAGAACCGCCCACGAUCUGUCCCACCAAACACCACCAUGGUCCGACGCAGCCGCUCUCGUUCCCGUCCUCCCUCGGACGACGACGACUAUGACGACAGACGGAGCUCACGAAACCGCUCACAGAGUCCCGUUACCCGCGCUCGGAACGUCGUUGAUGAGAACUUCUCUCAUUCCGCCGGCGGCAUCGGCGCCGGUAUCUUAGGCGCUGUCGUUGGUGGUCUUGUAGCUCGCGAGGCGACUGAAGCUGCAACACGCCGCAAGCACAAGACCCGGGGUUACGAAGACGAGAAUGAGGACCGCACUCGUCUCGUUUCCACCAUUCUCGGCGCUGUCGCCGGUGGCCUAGGAGCCAAUGCUCUCGCCAAUAGGGUUGAAGAUUCUAGGGAGCGAGACCGACGACGCCAACUCGACUGGGAGCGUGAGCGCAGCUACGUGCGCGAGCAGGAGAUGCCCCGUUAUGAGCAACGGAGAUCCAGUGACCGUGACAGAGAGGACGACCGUCGCGAUCGUGACCGUGACCGUGACCGGUAUGAUCGCGGCAGGGCACUACCCCAAAAUGAUGAUGAUGAUUAUGACUUCGUCUACGAUGAUCCGCGAUACGAAGAUCGAGAACCUAGGCGACGUAGAAGCGAGGACAACUACCGCUAUCGCCAAUAG
Fusarium musae is the source of this 873-nucleotide messenger RNA. RefSeq lists its product as uncharacterized. NCBI's taxonomy places the organism in Eukaryota, Fungi, Ascomycota, Sordariomycetes, Hypocreales, Nectriaceae. The record is from RefSeq and is a predicted model, not a curated record. Bases 1 to 873 code for a protein of 290 amino acids. The transcript has a single exon.